GAACAAGUUAGGCUCCGAAAAUGCUCCAAAAAUUAGAAGAAGAAGAAGACCUGAUUUAACAUGGCGGCAAAAAAGUGUGUAAACAGCGAUCUUGUUAGUGUCGAACGGGUUGUUAACAGAUGGAUUGUAGAUUAUAAUUUAUCUCUGGCGCUGGAAUUAUUCAAAAAACAACAAUUCGAGGACUUUAAUGAAGUCAGGAACGUGCUGAGUGUUGUCAUGAAGCGCCCUGUAGAGGCCACCAGUGACAUGCCCUUGAAGAUCAGAAUGCUACAGUUCCUUGGACGGAUAAAUGAAGGGGAAAACCUCGAAUUAAUCUAUGAUCCUGGGACACCAGUGACCCCAUUGGAAUCAGCUCUGUUGCUGCUAGAGAACAUAAUGGAAGCUUUUGGCAUCCCACAGCAAGAUUGGGAGGACGCCUCAAACUCUCUCAAAGUGAUGAUUGUAGCAACAUUCAUAAAAAAUGGGAACUUUGACAAAGCAGCACAGAUGCUCAACAAAUACUUUCCGAAGCCAGUUGGUCGAGUGAGAAAUAUUUUAGAGGGUCUCAUCAGACAGAAGAAUAAAACCUCCAACAGUUUCAGCUUCCAGUUGUUCAAGCAAGAAAUGCUGGCCUUUGUCCAACGGCUUUGCUACUUCGAUGUUCCCUUUUCCUACAGGGCUGCACAAGAGCUGCUCACCAUGAGGUUGGAAGUAGAUGGAGAUGACGACGCAGAGGAAAUCGAGCAGGAAGUAACCAAUGCAACCCCCAGCCCACAAAAGAAUCCCGUUCCUUUCCAACCAUGCAAACAUCUAAUUAUCCUGAGAUCCAGAUUAGAAUCAGUUUACAAUGCCCUUUCAGAAGAUGAAAAAACAUUUGCCCAGUUGGAGCAAGAAGUGGAAACAGAGAUCCAGGACAGAGACGGGCUUCAUCUUGAACAUUCAUCAGAUUCUGAGACACUGGAUGAUUUGAAUGCUGAGCGGGCAGAUCUGCCUCAAAGAAACGUAUGCAGCCCUAUGGAAGCAUCCCCAGCAGAGCAGCCUCCACAAACAGACGAUGGCCCUCAAAUACAAGCCAGGUCGCUGUCAAAGGAACACUACACCGUGGCACGGCUGGUGACUGAACCCGACAGUCAGUCGAGCUCGCAGUACACGACGGGGCUGGAAGAGCUUGAAACUGAGGCGGGAACAGAGAAGCCACCACAAGUGCCAGAUGGCUCCAGCGAAAAAGAGCUGCAGUGCCCCGUUUCUGAUGGUGAAACUGCCAUCCCCACACCAAAACGCCCCAGGCGAAGCAAAAAAACUGCUGCAAGAGCUGCAGCCAGUGUGCUGGAGACCUCCUCCGACAGUGAAGAUAACUCAGUUGAGAAAAGAAAGGAAAUGCAAGAAGAAACUCCUCCGUGUCAGUCUAACAAAUCCAAAUCCAGAAACUCUGGGACAUCAAAACGCCAUUCAUCUGGCCUUCAGGAUGAUUACAUCACACCAGUUAAGAGGCCAGUUAGACAACCUUCCACUGGUUCUUCAAAGAAGAAAAGCAGCAGCACCGGCCGUAGCAUCAGCCCUGAAAGUGUCGGGGAGUCCCCCAUCACAGAGUCUUGCUUGGACAGCCCCUCCGGCCCAUGCCAUCAGCAUCCUGUCCCUCAAAAGAGCUCCACCCCAGAACAGGCUUUCCCUAACACUAAAUGGAAAUCCCUGUUCAGAACAGCUAAAGAGAGUAAGGUCACAUGGAACAACGAGGAGAUGGAGUUCCUUCUAAAGGACACCAAAGGGUCAAACGAAAGCAUCAAGUCAAACUCAGGCCAUAAGAGGAAGUGGACUGACCAAGAGACAGAAAUGUUGAAGGAGGGGGUGAAGACAUUCGGAGAGGGCAACUGGAGUAAGAUCAAAAGUUAUUACGAUUUCAAAGACAGAACAAAUGUUAACCUGAAGGAUCGCUGGAGGACGAUGAAAAAUCUGAAAAUGGUUUAAAUAUGCUAUAGCUCUAGUUUUGUUUUUUUCAUUUCUCUACAUUGUUUUCUGUACAUAUCAAAAAAGACUGUCCUGACCUGAACAAAGUUCAUUAAAUCUUGUGGUCAAAGAG
Oryzias latipes (Japanese medaka) is the source of this 2056-nucleotide messenger RNA. RefSeq names its product telomeric repeat binding factor a (gene terf2). Gene Ontology annotation, molecular function: protein homodimerization activity; G-rich strand telomeric DNA binding; telomerase activity. Gene Ontology annotation, biological process: regulation of telomere maintenance via telomerase; protein localization to chromosome, telomeric region; telomeric loop formation. Gene Ontology annotation, cellular component: chromosome, telomeric region; nucleus; shelterin complex. Lineage: Eukaryota; Metazoa; Chordata; Actinopteri; Beloniformes; Adrianichthyidae. The record is from RefSeq and is a predicted model, not a curated record.